Spirometra erinaceieuropaei is the source of this 1914-nucleotide messenger RNA. The record is from the annotation of a GenBank genome assembly. Lineage: Eukaryota; Metazoa; Platyhelminthes; Cestoda; Diphyllobothriidea; Diphyllobothriidae.
AUGCAGGACGCUUGGACUGCUCGCAAAGCUGAGGAGAUCCAAGGCUACGCGGACCACAACGAAUGGAAGAACUUCUUCUCUGCGAUCAAAGCUGUCUACGGUCCGCCGACGAAAGGCAUUGCUCCUCUCCUCAGCGCCGACGACAGUACUCUCCUGACUGAGAAGACGCAAAUCCUGCAGCGCUGGGCCGAGCACUUCCAAGGCGUCCUCAACCGCCCUUCCGCCAUCUCCGACGCCGCCAUCGAGCGUUCGCCGCAAGUGGAGACCAGCGCGGACCUCGAUCUCCCGCCAUCUCUCCAGGAAACCAUCAGGGCCGUGCAGCAGCUAUCCAGCGAGAAAACACCAUGGACGACGAGCGACUACCCAAACGACUCUUCUACGGAGACGUCGCGACGGGUUCUCGUCGUUAAGGAGGCAAAAUUCGCCGUUACAAGGAUGCCCUGAAGUCCUCCCUGAAGCGACUGCAAAUCAACCCGACCAACUGGGAAGAGCUCGCCCGAGAUCGUCCAACAUGUAGGAGAACAGUGAAGACGGGCGCUGCUAUCUAUGAAGCCAACCGAAUCGCCGCCGCCAAAGCGAAACGCGAAGCCCGCAAAUCACAACUUCGCCCAAUGCGGAACGCCGCCGCACAACCGCUUCCAACGUUUUCUCGAUGUCAACGGACAUUCCGGGCUCGAAUCGGCCGUUGAGGCUGCGUCUCACACAUCACCAACCCCAGCACAACAACCGACACCACCCGCACCUCUCCCGAUUCCAGUGAUGAGGAUCAGGACUACACCUGCCCUCACUGCGACCGUACCUUCACCUCUCGCAACGGCCUGGUCGGUCACUUGCGAAUCCAUCGCACAGAGACUGGUGAACCAGUGCCCGGAGCACCAACCUACACCCACCGCACUCGCCUCCACUGCCCACACUGCCCUCGCACAUUCACGCAUCGCAUGGGACUAUUCGGUCAGAUGCGCAUCCACGAGAGCGGAAUUGACCGCAGCCUUGACGCACCCACCCCGCCGAGCCCCACUCCCAAUCCAUCACCUUGUGCACCCACUAACCACUCCCCAGCCGACAUCGACGCCACGGACUCUACCACCUUUAACUCCUCCCCUUCCUCCUCCUCUUCCUCCUCCUCUUCCUCCUUCACUGCCACAACGACGGCCACUCCGGCGUCUGUCGCGCACGCCAUCGCCACAGCCACACCUGACACAGCAACACUCAUAUUCCCUGCAACCUCCGACAUCAGAGGUGAGGACUAGGACUACACCUGCCCUCACUGCGACCGCACCUUCACCUCACACAUCGGCCUGGUCGGUCACUUGCGAAUCCAUCGCACAGAGACCGGCGAACCAGUGCCUGGAGCACCAACCUACACCCACCGCACUCGCCUCCACUGCCCACACUGCCCUCGCACCUUCACGCAUCGCAUGGGUCUAUUCGGCCACAUGCGCAUCCACGAGAGCGGAAUUGACCACAAUUCCGAUACACCAACCACACCCAUCAUGCCCAGCACCAUCCACGCACCAUCCGUCUGUACCUCCACCAACGCCUCCUCUGGACCUGACACUGACACAGGUAACUUCACAUGCCCACACCGUCCACGCACAUUCAGCUCACGCAUCGGCCUGGUCGGUCACUUGCGAAUCCAUCGCACAGAGACUGGAGAACCAGUGCCUGCAGCACCAACCUACACCCACCAAGGUCGUCUCAACUGCCCACACUGUCCUCGCACUUUCAGGCACCGCAUGGGUCUACUCGGUCACAUGCGCAUCCACGACGAUCUGCGGUAGACAACCGCCGGCCACACCACACAUUCACACACCCCCUACCCUCCUCCACCAUCACCACUACGCAUCAACACUCACCCACUGCAUGCACCAGCUGCCACCUUCCACGCAAGUGGGAAGUGUGCAUCUCGACUAG